Messenger RNA from Parnassius apollo (apollo), 1089 nucleotides. Lineage: Eukaryota; Metazoa; Arthropoda; Insecta; Lepidoptera; Papilionidae. The record is from the annotation of a GenBank genome assembly.
AUGUCCGUAAUCAUGGAAAACUCUAAUUUUAGUGAUAAAGUUGAAGUUUACUUUUCGGAACUCGGGCGAUGGAAAGUUUGGCGGAGUAUAAUAUUGGGUCAGUUGUUGUCGUUAUUAUUAAGCGGCAAAUGUAUACUAACAACUCUGCUUCAAAGUGCUACAUGGCAGUUCCCUACCACUGCUCAACUUGUUAUUCCAUACAUAUUAUUAUUCAUUUUAUUUACACCUUCUUUACUUUGCACAGACAUGAAGAAAUUAACUAAUGGUGUGGGCGCAGCCUUAGUAGGUGGUGCUUGGAGGGGACAGAGGCUGGGUGUGGUACAUGUAGCAGGAGCUACUUUAGGCCUUAUGGCUGUUGUUUGUGUUGUAUGGGCUGAUGUGGAAGGAGCCCCUACUGAUGGUAAAAAUCAGCUUGUGGGUGAUAUGUUGUGCUUAGCGGGAUCCUUGCUUUAUGCAAUGGUCACUGUUUUGCAAGAAAUGAUGCUAAGUGAACAAUCUUGCUCAGAAUAUUUGGCUCUGUUGGGGUUUAUUGGAGGUGUGGUUGCAUGCACACAGACAUUUUUCCUUGAAUUUAGCGAGCUACACUCUUUCAACUGGUAUGAGCUGGAUACAGUGGUGCAGUUAGGAAGCUACUGUGGACUGCAAACUGUGUUUCAAAUUCUACAGAGCUUCAUGCUUCAGGAUGCAGGAUCAAUUGUACUACACCUAUCAUUCCUUUCGGCGGAUUAUUACACCCUCAUUGCAGGAAUGUACAUAUUCCAGUUCAAGUUUCAUGCGUUGUACUUCUUGUCGUACUUGCUGGCGAUGGUGGGAGUGUUUCUAUUCACCGCAAGGUCGACUCGUCCGCAGUCGCGCCCGGAAGUUUUGCCGCAACUUGUAAACAAUGUCAUUCACUCUCAAGAUAACGUCUCAUUGGAAUACACUGUACCAACACUCGAUUGUAUACCUAUAGAGGGCUUGGAGCCGCCAAUGAGCAGAGACACGACAUUCACGUCGUUUCUUGGAGGCCCACAAAACAGUAUACCCAAUGGUAACAUAAUCUCGGAACAAACAGUUGGAAUCCAAUAUACUACUAAGGACUCUUCUUAA